AUGCUGAAUUCAUGCCUCGGAAGGAAUGAAGAUACCAAUACUACAGAUAUGCAUGGAACGUGCUGACUCUAUUUCUUUGGAUCGUUAAAUCUGGCGUCUGGGCAAGCCUGGACCCAACCACGUUGUUCUAACACGAAGAAAAGUAGGCUGGCGACCCUAAUUAACACACAAGUCAAGAGGUGAUUUCGCUGUUUUGUCUCUUGCAUCGAGUUGUCUUCAAGUUGGCAAUGAUGUGGUCAUCUACUGGUGCUGCCGACUCUAACUGUGCUGAAGAAGCUUCAUAUUGCACAGACACCUGCAGUGUUGUCAUUUUUGGAGAAGCAGGAGCUGGAAAAAGUUCUUUGGUCAAUUUGAUAACUAAAAGCAACAGGGCGCCGACAUCCUGCGACACUAUGGGAUGUACAGUUGAAACCACAGUGUACGAGCACGAGGUUCUGGUUAAGAACCAAACCUUGAAGGUAAAGCUUUUCGAUACACCCGGUCUGAAUGAGGGCUCCGAAGGCAGAGUCCCCGAUGACGAAGCUCGGAAAGUUUUGAAGCAUCUCCUUCGAAAACUCAAGGAGCAAGAGGACAUUCAUCUCCUCAUGUACUGUGUGCAUUACACGAAAGCGGUCAAGACGCUCUGCCGCAACUACAAAUUAUGCUCUUCCGAAGUAUCGACAAGAUGCCCAAUCGUCCUUGUCAUUACAGGAUUGGAGGACAAAAAACCGGAGAUGGAAGAAUGGUGGAGAAAUAACGAGCAAUCCAUCUCACAGCUCAACAUGACCUUUGCUGGCCACGCAUGUGUUACUGCACUGAACAUCGACGAAUAUGCAACAGAGAGGCUCAAGCUACGCCACGACCAAUCACACUAUGCCAUAUGUAAACUCAUUGAAGAGUGUCGUGCAAGGAACAAGGCAAAAAAUAUCGUAAUUUUCGGGGAGACGGGGGCAGGCAAAAGUUCGCUCGUCAACCUCAUGGCGGGAAAGGAGGUGGCAGUCACAUCUCCUGACACACAACGCUGUACGAUGCACUGGAAAGAGUACACCAUCGAAUUUCAUGGCGAGCCUUAUAAGGUUUUCGAUACCGUUGGACUCGAGGAAACGCAGCUGGGUAUCAAAGAGUACCUCGAGGCGGUCGACAACGCCUAUAAACUGAUUAAGAAAUUGGACGCAGAAGGCGGCGUUGAUCUGCUUUUGUUCUGCAUUCGUGCCGGCAGACUCAACGCUACAAUACAGAGCAAUUACCGGCUAUUUCACGAAUUCCUUUGCGAGAAGAAGGUUCCCAUUGUCCUUGUGAUCACACACCUUGAAAGAGAGGCGAGGAUGGACGACUGGUGGGAUAGACAGCAAAGUACCUUCGAAAAAACAUAUGGGAUCCGGGUCGCUGAUCACGCAUGCAUCACUGCCGCUAACAGAUUGGAUGGUCGACACAAAGACCGUUAUGAAGAAUCACGCGUCACGGUCCGCACCCUUGUGGAGAAGUUUACUGUUGAUGACCAUAAGUCAUUAUGGGCCGGAGGGAACAGCCGGUUCGUGUCAUUCAUGCGUAAGCUGAAGGGGUUUCUUCCAGAGCCUUUGGAUGUGAAAAAGAAGGAUAUUGUCUCUCGCCUCAUGCAGCGUUGCAAUUUAUCUCCAGAUGUCGCAAAACAGUUGGCUCAAAUGAUUAAGCAAAUCUAGUAGAAGUAGUUAUUCUCUUUUCGAUACCUAUACUCAGAUUUACUUGUAGAUUUUGUGCUCGUUGAUACGUUACACUAGGACUUCCUAUUUACUGAUGGGCCAUUCGCGAAUCUAUUUGUAUUUCAGAAUACCGGUUUGAAUUAUGUACCAUGUACA
Suillus fuscotomentosus is the source of this 1814-nucleotide messenger RNA. RefSeq names its product P-loop containing nucleoside triphosphate hydrolase protein. Bases 228 to 1658 code for a protein of 476 amino acids. Gene Ontology annotation, molecular function: GTP binding. Gene Ontology annotation, cellular component: cytoplasm. Gene Ontology annotation, biological process: tRNA wobble uridine modification; tRNA methylation. Lineage: Eukaryota; Fungi; Basidiomycota; Agaricomycetes; Boletales; Suillaceae. The record is from RefSeq and is a predicted model, not a curated record. The transcript has 5 exons.